GCCACCGUUGUGGUUCCUCACACUUGCACCCAACGGAAAACCAGAAGGGAAAAACACAGGGACUGCAAAAUAGAAGAAGACUGAAGACACCUCAAAUGAGACUCGCACAAUGGCUCUAAUGGCAACGAGAACGAAGCUCCCUAGGCUUCUUUCUUCUGGGUCUCGGUCCCCGUUGUUUGGGAGGCUAGGAGCAAUGUGUUCGUCCACUGCGGCGGCUCCGGUGGAGUCGAGGCCCGUGGGAUUGGGGGUACUGGGACUGAAAGACUAUGAGGACUAUCGGAGGUCUUUGUACGGUGAGAUCACCCACAAGGCCUUGCUGGUUGACGCCGCCGGCACGCUUCUUGUUCCUUCCCAGCCUAUGGCCCAGAUUUAUAGGACGAUUGGGGAGAAGUAUGGGGUGAAGUUCUCAGAGGAUGAGAUAUUGAACAGAUACAGAAGGGCUUAUGGCCAGCCUUGGGGUAGAUCUCGUCUCAGAUAUGUUAAUGAUGGGAGGCCCUUCUGGCAAUAUAUAGUCAGUUAUUCCACUGGAUGUUCAGAUACUCAGUACUUUGAAGAAAUUUAUAACUACUAUACCACUGACAAGGCUUGGCACCUCUGUGAUCCUGAUGCCGAGAAAGUAUUUAAAGCUCUUAGAAAAGCGGGCGUGAAGUUGGGUGUUGUCUCAAAUUUUGACACUCGAUUAAAACCUCUAUUGCGGGCUCUAAAUUGUGAAAAUUGGUUUGAUGCUGUGGCAGUGUCAGCUGAAGUCGAAGCAGAGAAGCCAAAUCCAACAAUAUUUCUAAAAGCUUGUGAUUUAUUAGGAGUGAAGCCCGAGGAUGCUGUACAUGUAGGGGAUGACCGCAGGAAUGAUAUAUGGGGUGCUAGAGAUGCAGGUUGUGAUGCUUGGCUUUGGGGAAGUGAUGUUCACUCUUUUAAGGAGGUUGCUCAGAGGAUAGGGGUCGGGAUUUAAAAGAAGAAGAAUGUUCUUAAGCGUCUUCAAGCUUGAAGGAUGCUCUAGAGGUGGUGUAUGCAUGUACAGGUUUCUUAAGCUUUCUGUAAGAGGUGUAUAUAUUCUUCUCUGUUGUAGUCUGUGUGAGAGAGAUGUGAGGCAGGGAGUGCUGUUCUAACCGAAUGGAUAAAUAAUAGUAGGACAGUUUUGUCCUUUCUAUGAAA
Alnus glutinosa is the source of this 1152-nucleotide messenger RNA. RefSeq lists its product as uncharacterized. The transcript has 6 exons. The record is from RefSeq and is a predicted model, not a curated record. Bases 110 to 949 code for a protein of 279 amino acids. NCBI's taxonomy places the organism in Eukaryota, Viridiplantae, Streptophyta, Magnoliopsida, Fagales, Betulaceae.